AUGACUUUAUACUUCAAUCUAUUAUGUGUUCUCCUCUUGACCUCUUUUUGUAAUUCUCUCAUCUCAAAUGAUGAUAUCGGAAAAUCGUUGGAAAAAAUCGAGAAAACUCUGGGAGAAAUCCAGGCAAAAUUGAGUCAAUCCAAUCCAUCCGAUCUUCGCACAUCGCGAUAUCGAAGUCGAGAGAAUGGCUGUGAUGGGGGAUGCGAGUCGUUCUUCUCAUCGCCUAUCGAAUGUUGCCGAAAUCUUGGAUUCGCUGACGGAAAGUGUAGUGGAAAGCAGGCCCAUUGCUGCAGAGAUUUGAAUUGUCCUGUGCUAGGAUGGAAAACG
Messenger RNA from Mesorhabditis belari, 327 nucleotides. The record is from the annotation of a GenBank genome assembly. NCBI's taxonomy places the organism in Eukaryota, Metazoa, Nematoda, Chromadorea, Rhabditida, Rhabditidae.